AUGACUUUUUUAUUUGCACCUGAAUUAGUGAUUAAUAACGCUACAUAUAAUAAUAAUGAAAUAGCGUUUAGACCAUUAAGUAUAAAUGAUUAUGAUCUUGGAUUUUCAGAGUUAUUACAACAACUUACAGUGGCAAAGUUUGAUAAAACACAAUUUGAACAGAGAUUUAUGGAGAUGAAGAAAGAUGGAACUUACUACAUUGUAAUCGCUGAAGAUUUAAUAAAGAAAAAGAUUAUUGCAACCGGUACAAUCGCAGUUGAGAAGAAGUUUCUCAGAGACUGUGGAACAUGUGGUCAUAUUGAAGAUAUAGUCGUAGAUUCAACAUAUCGUGGAAAGAAUCUUGGAUUAAAGUACUAA
Molecule: messenger RNA, 357 nt
Organism: Heterostelium album PN500
Lineage: Eukaryota; Evosea; Eumycetozoa; Acytosteliales; Acytosteliaceae
Gene: gna1
Product: glucosamine 6-phosphate N-acetyltransferase
Exons: 2
Coding region: 1-357 (118 amino acids)
Biological process (GO): UDP-N-acetylglucosamine biosynthetic process
Cellular component (GO): endoplasmic reticulum-Golgi intermediate compartment; endoplasmic reticulum; Golgi apparatus
Molecular function (GO): glucosamine 6-phosphate N-acetyltransferase activity; monosaccharide binding
Source: RefSeq, a predicted model, not a curated record